Molecule: messenger RNA, 7109 nt
Organism: Corylus avellana
Lineage: Eukaryota; Viridiplantae; Streptophyta; Magnoliopsida; Fagales; Betulaceae
Product: CELLULOSE SYNTHASE INTERACTIVE 3
Biological process (GO): anisotropic cell growth; regulation of cellulose biosynthetic process
Cellular component (GO): cellulose synthase complex
Molecular function (GO): microtubule binding
Source: RefSeq, a predicted model, not a curated record
CACAUGGUGUCACUCACACAUGGAAAAGAAGCGAAAAGACUCGGACUCACUGUCGCCCUCUCUCUUUCGCUCUCUCUCUCUCAGUCUCUCUCUCACACACACUCUCACUCAAUAACGCUGGUUCUACCUCCAUUGACGUAGCUCUCGGUUGGGUCUUUCUCAAAGUGAAUUCCCUGAAUUUGUGUGAACUCCAUGAGAAUUUGGAAUUGGAUGGUGAGGAAUUGAGGUGUUGAUGCUGCUCAGGCGGAGAAGCUGGGUUUCUUGGAAGUAACGAAGAGGGAGUUCUUGGGCAUUUGCAGUGUCCGGUGAGGUCGCCCAAGAGAGAGUUGAAGUGGUGUUUUGGUGGAAAUGUCAAAACCUCCCUCCCCUGAACCACGAGAGUUCCUAUCCUCUUCUACUUCUCGGCCUAGGGAAUUAAAUGGAACAGCAACUAUGGAUGAUCCAGAAGACACGAUGGCUACUGUUGCACAUUUUGUUGAGCAACUACAUGCCAACAUGUCGUCACAAAAUGAGAAAGAACUUAUUACAGCACGUUUGCUAGGUAUUGCUAGAGCAAGAAAAGAAGCUAGGAUGCUUAUUGGUUCCCAUGGCCAAGCAAUGCCAUUAUUCAUAAGCAUUCUCCGGAGUGGCACCCCCGUAGCAAAAGUUAAUGUUGCUGCAACUCUUAGUCUUCUGUGCAAAGAUGAAGACUUGCGGCUGAAGGUGCUUCUAGGUGGGUGCAUUCCACCAUUACUCUCACUCUUGAAGUCUGAAUCAACUGAGGCUAGGAAGGCAGCAGCAGAGGCAAUAUAUGAAGUUUCCUCUGGUGGGCUUUCAGAUGAUCAUGUUGGUGUGAAAAUAUUUGUUACAGAAGGUGUUGUACCAACCUUGUGGGAUCAGCUAAAUCCAAAGAACAAGCAGGACAAAGUGGUUGAGGGAUUUGUUACUGGGGCUUUGAGAAAUCUUUGUGGUGAUAAGGAUGGUUACUGGAGAGCGACACUUGAGGCUGGAGGAGUAGAUAUCAUUGUGGGUAUUCUGUCUUCUGAUAAUGCUGCUUCUCAGUCCAAUGCAGCUUCUCUGUUGGCCCGUCUGAUGUUAGCUUUCAGUGAUAGCAUCCCAAAAGUAAUAGAUUCUGGAGCUGUCAAAGCCUUGCUUUGGCUCGUGGGCCAGGAAAAUGAUAUUUCUGUUCGUGCUAGUGCUGCUGAUGCUUUAGAGGCUCUUUCUUCAAAGUCAAGCAGGGCAAAGAAAGCAAUUGUGGAUGUUGAUGGUCUUCCGGUUCUUAUUGGGGCAAUAGUUGCUCCUUCUAAAGAGUGUAUGCAAGGUGAAUGUGGCCAGGCUUUACAGGGACAUGCAACACGAGCUUUAGCUAAUAUCUGUGGUGGGAUGUCUGCUUUAAUACUAUAUCUUGGAGAACUUUCACAGUCCCCUCGCCUAGCUGCGCCAGUUGCUGAUAUAGUUGGAGCACUUGCCUACACUCUGAUGGUCUUUGAGGACAACUCUGAUGCAAACAACGAACCUUUUGAUGUGACGCAUUUAGAAGAUAUUCUUGUAAUGCUACUAAAGCCUCGUGAUAAUAAGCUGGUCCAAGAGCGUGUCCUUGAGGCUAUGGCUAGCCUAUAUGGCAAUAUCUAUCUCUCAAGAUGUCUCAGUCAUGCAGAAGCAAAGAGGGUGCUUACUGGACUGAUAACAAUGGCUGUUGCUGAUGUGCAAGAGUAUUUGAUACUGUCUUUAACAAACUUAUGCUGUGAUGGUGCAGGCAUCUGGGAUGCAAUUCGAAAGAGAGAAGGAAUUCAGUUACUGAUAUCAUUGCUGGGCUUAGCCAGUGAGCAGCAUCAAGAGUAUGCCGUUCAGUUGCUUGCAAUCUUGGCUGACCAAGUCGAUGACAGCAAGUGGGCCAUCACUGCUGCUGGUGGUAUUCCUCCACUGGUGCAGUUGUUGGAGACAGGAUCUCAGAAGGCAAAGGAGGAUGCAGCACAUGUUCUGUGGAACUUGUGCUGUCACAGUGAAGACAUUCGCGCCUGUGUUGAGAGUGCUGGAGCCAUCCCAGCAUUCUUAUGGCUUCUAAAAAGUGGUGGAUCAAGAGGGCAAGAAGCCUCAGCUUUGGCACUGACAAAGCUUAUCCGAACAGCUGAUUCUGCCACGAUAAAUCAGUUACUGGCUUUGCUCCUAGGAGAUUCUCCAAGCUCAAAGGCCCAUACAAUUAAAGUUUUGGGCCAUGUACUUACAAUGGCAUCACACAAGGAUCUUGUGCAUAAGGGUUCUGCAGCUAACAAAGGGCUGAGGUCUCUUGUCGAGGUUCUUAACUCAUCAAAUGAAGAAUCCCAAGAGCAUGCAGCUUCUGUCCUUGCUGACCUGUUCAGCACAAGGCAAGAUAUUUGUGAUAGUCUUGCAACUGAUGAGAUUGUUCAUCCUUGCAUGAAGCUUUUAACCAGCACAACUCAAGUUGUUGCAACGCAGUCCGCUCGGGCAUUGGGUGCUCUGUCCCGUCCAACCAAGACUAAAACUACGAACAAGAUGUCUUAUCUUGCUGUAGGGGAUGUCAAGCCUCUAAUCAAGUUGGCUAAGACUUCUUCUAUUGAUGCUGCAGAAACUGCAGUGGCUGCACUGGCCAAUCUUCUCUCUGAUUCGCAGAUUGCUGCAGAAGCCCUUACAGAAGAUAUUGUUUCAGCUUUGACAAGAGUACUGGGAGAAGGAACAUCAGAAGGUAAGCAGAAUGCUUCACGUGCCCUCCACCAAUUGCUUAAACAUUUUCCAGUAGGUGAUGUACUGACAGGAAAUUCUCAGUGCCGCUUUGCUGUACUAGCGCUUGUUGAUUGUUUAAGUGCAAUGGAUAUGGAUGGAGCUGAUGCUGCUGAUGUUUUAGAAGUAGUUGCACUCCUGGUUAGGACAAAACAAGGUGUGCACUUAACUUACCCUCCAUGGUCUGCCCUAGCAGAAGUUCCCUCAAGCUUAGAGCCUCUCGUUUACUGUCUGGCUGAGGGGCCUCCUCCUGUGCAAGAUAAGGCCAUAGAAAUUUUGUCUAGAUUUUGCCGGGACCAACCGGUUGUAGUGGCUGACUUGUUGGUUGCAAGAUCAAGAUCCAUGGGUUCACUAGCUAAUAGGAUACUGAACUCAUCCAGUUUAGAAGUGAGAGUUGGAGGGUCUUCACUGCUCAUUUGUGCUGUAAAAGAACACAAACAGCAGUCACUGGAAGCACUUGAUGUGUCUGGAUAUUUAAAACCACUUAUAUAUGCUUUAGUGGAAAUGAUGAAGCAAAAUUCUAACUCUUCCUCUAUAGAAAUCGAAGUCAGAACUCCGAAAGGUUAUAUGGAAAGAACUGCAUUCCCUGAAGGAGAUGAGUUUGAUGUUCCUGAUCCAGCCACUGUCUUGGGGGGCACUGUUGCCUUGUGGUUGCUAUCAAUAAUUGCUUCCUUCUGUGCAAAUAACAAACUCACUAUUAUGGAAGCUGGUGGAGUUGAGGCCCUCUGUGACAAGCUUGCAACCUACACUUCCAAUCCACAGGCAGAAUAUGAGGAUACAGAAGGUAUAUGGAUUAGUUCCCUGCUCCUGGCUAUUUUGUUCCAAGAUCCAAAUGUUGUUUUGUCUCCUGCAACUAUGCGAAUCAUACCUUCACUUGCUCUUUUGCUGAGAUCUGAUGAAGUGAUCGAUAGAUUCUUUGCUGCCCAGACAACAGCCAGUCUUAUUUGUAAUGGUAGUAAGGGAAUAAAUCUUGCAGUUGCAAAUUCAGGCGCUGUUGCUGGGUUAAUAACCCUAAUUGGUUAUGUGGAGUCGGAUAUGCCGAAUCUUGUUGCUUUAUCAGAAGAAUUUUUUCUGGCACGAAAUCCUGAUCAAGUUGUACUGGAGCGCCUUUUUGAAAUUGAAGAUGUAAGAGUUGGCUCCACUGCACGCAAAUCUAUACCUCUGUUGGUGGAUCUCUUGAGACCAAUUCCAGAUAGGCCAGGUGCCCCUCCAAUAGCUAUUCAGCUCUUGACUCGUAUUGCAUCUGGAAGUGAUACAAACAAAUUAAUCAUGGCUGAAGCUGGAGCUCUGGAUGCUCUGACAAAGUACCUGUCUUUAAGCCCCCAAGACUCGACGGAGGCUACUAUAUCUGAACUACUGAGAAUAUUGUUUAGCAAUUCUGAUCUUAUUCGAUAUGAAGCAUCAGCUAGUUCCUUAAAUCAACUCAUAGCUGUUCUGCGUCUGGGGUCCAGAAGUGCUAGAUUCAGUGCUGCACGGGCUCUCCAUGAGCUUUUUGAUGCUGAGAACAUCAGAGAUUCUGAAUUAGCUUGGCAGGCUAUUCAGCCAUUGGUUGACAUGCUUAAUGCUGCAUCAGCAAGUGAGCAAGAGGCUGCUCUUGUUGCCUUAAUCAAGCUGACUUCAGGAAGUUCUUCUAAAGCAGCCUUGUUGACUGAUGUGGAAGGAAACCCACUAGAGAGUUUAUACAAAGUAUUAUCUUCCUCCUCAUCCUUAGAAUUAAAGAGAAAUGCUGCGCAACUCUGUUGUGUUCUGUUUGGUAAUACUAAAUUCAGAGAAAACCCAAUUGCCUCUGAAUGCAUACAACCCCUUGUAUUGCUCAUGCAGUCUGAUUCAAGUACAGCAGUAGAAUCUGGGGUUUGUGCUUUUGAAAGAUUGUUGGAUGAUGAACAGCAGGUGGAGCUUGCAGCAGCCUGCGAUGUUGUGGAUCUCCUUGUUGGCUUAGUUUCUGGGACAAAUCAUCGACUCAUUGAGGCUAGCAUCUGUGCUCUCAUAAAGUUGGGGAAAGACCGGACUCCACGCAAAUUGGAUAUGGUCAAAGCUGGCAUUAUUGAUAAUUGUCUUGAGCUACUCCCUCUUGCACCUAGUUCAUUAUGUUCCUCAAUUGCAGAACUGUUCCGCAUUUUAACAAAUAGUAAUGCAAUUGCUAGAAGCACAGCUGCCGCAAAAAUAGUAGAACCUCUAUUCCUGGUUUUGCUUCGUCCAGAUUUCGAUUUGUGGGGACAGCACAGUUCCUUGCAGGCACUAGUAAAUAUUUUAGAGAAGCCACAGAGCCUUGCAACUUUGAAACUUACUCCCAGUCAAGUCAUUGAGCCUCUGAUUUCGUUUCUGGAAUCCCCAUCUCAAGCCAUCCAGCAGCUUGGCACAGAAUUGCUCGCUUAUCUUCUUGCUCAGGAACAUUUUCAGCAAGAUAUUACAACAAAAAAUGCUGUUGUACCUCUUGUGCAGCUUGCUGGAAUUGGAAUAUUGAACUUACAGCAAACAGCAAUAAAAGCAUUGGAAAAAAUAUCCACAAGCUGGCCAAAGGCAGUUGCUGAUGCUGGAGGAAUUUUUGAGCUUGCAAAGGUUAUAAUUCAAGAUGACCCUCAGCCACCUCAUACAUUGUGGGAAUCAGCUGCUUUGGUUCUCUCUAAUGUUCUGAGUUUUAAUGCUGAGUAUUACUUUAAAGUUCCUCUGGUUGUUCUUGUGAAAAUGUUGCACUCAACACUGGAGAGCACUAUCACAGUGGCCCUUAAUGCCUUGCUUGUUCAUGAAAGGAGCGACGCUUCAAGUGCUGAACAGAUGACUGAAGCUGGUGCAAUAGAUGCUUUGCUGGACCUUUUAAGAUCUCAUCAGUGUGAAGAACCUUCGGGAAGAUUACUUGAAGCCCUAUUUAACAAUGUGAGGGUACGAGAGAUGAAGGUUUCCAAAUAUGCAAUAGCACCUUUAUCACAAUAUCUUCUUGACCCACAAACCAGGUCACAAUCUGGCAAGCUCCUUGCAGCUCUUGCCCUUGGGGACCUCUCUCAACAUGAAGGACUUGCUAGAGCUAGUGAUUCUGUUUCUGCAUGUCGUGCAUUAAUAAGCUUGCUUGAAGAUCAACCAACAGAAGAAAUGAAGAUGGUGGCGAUUUGUGCAUUGCAAAACUUCGUCAUGCGCAGCAGAACUAACAGGCGAGCUGUUGCAGAAGCAGGUGGCAUAUUGGUAGUUCAGGAAUUAUUGCUUUCUCCUAAUCCAGAAGUUUCUGGGCAGGCAGCACUGCUGAUCAAAUUUUUAUUUUCUAAUCACACGCUCCAAGAAUAUGUGUCAAAUGAGCUCAUCAGAUCUUUGACAGCUGCACUAGAGAGAGAGUUGUGGUCCACAGCAACUAUCAAUGAAGAGGUUUUGAGAACCUUAAAUGUGAUAUUUACUAACUUUCCUAAGCUCCAUACCUCCGAAGCAGCAACUCUCUGCAUUCCCCAUUUGGUAGGAGCACUUAAAUCUGGUAAUGAGGCAGCUCAGGAUUCUGUAUUGGAUACCCUAUGCUUGUUAAAACAUUCUUGGUCAACCAUUCCAAUAGAUGUUGCGAAGUCACAGGCCAUGAUUGCAGCCGAAGCAAUUCCCAUCCUGCAAAUGCUCAUGAAGACCUGCCCGCCAAGUUUCCAUGACAGAGCAGACAGCCUGUUGCACUGCUUUCCAGGCUGUUUGACUGUUACUAUUAAGCGUGGGAACAACCUGAAGCAGGCCAUGGGAGGCACAAAUGCCUUUUGUAGAUUGACAAUAGGCAAUGGUCCUCCAAGACAAACCAAGGUAGUGAGCCACAGCACCUCGCCUGAAUGGAAAGAAGGGUUUACAUGGGCAUUUGAUGUACCUCCAAAGGGACAAAAGCUCCACAUCAUUUGCAAAAGCAAAAAUACUUUUGGGAAGACAACACUGGGAAGAGUGACCAUCCAAAUUGACAAAGUUGUGAGUGAAGGAGUAUACAGCGGAUUAUUCAGCCUUAAUCAUGACAGCAACAAAGAUGGCUCUUCUCGAACGCUCGAAAUCGAGAUUAUCUGGUCCAACAGGAUGUCAAAUGAUGACGUGUAAAGGGGUACAACAUCUCCAUAUUAGCAAACACAAAUAAAGACAGGAGCAGCAAGAGCUACUCAGAAAGCUGAGAAAAGAAGCAUUGAUGGUUUUCCUGAUGGAGUUUGGGAGUUUGGUUUGCUUGUAAUUAUUCACAUCUUUUGCAGGUCCAGUUUUGUAGGUUGAACGAUUAAGCUGCUCGAUGUUAAGUGUAAAUUAUAUUUAUUAGUUUGCAGAGGUGAUAAGAGGAUUGAGCAGGUUUCCCACGUUAUAGGGAAUCUUGAAGCUGAUUAGAAGUUUGUUGUACAGGUCAGUUUGUAGUUCCUGGCAAAUUGGCAAUUAAAUAUACUAGGGAGAAAUGGCAUCUGAAA